Messenger RNA from Cryptomeria japonica (Japanese cedar), 1481 nucleotides. Its product is annotated as F-box/kelch-repeat protein SKIP25. Gene Ontology annotation, molecular function: protein binding. The coding region runs from base 254 to 1324 and encodes 356 amino acids. The record is from RefSeq and is a predicted model, not a curated record. Lineage: Eukaryota; Viridiplantae; Streptophyta; Pinopsida; Cupressales; Cupressaceae. The transcript has a single exon.
AUUCAAUCGCUGGCACAUAUAUUUGUAAACGCAUGAUUCGGUGUGACCCGGUGAGCUCAGCAUCAUCUCUUUAAUGUCCAUCGCCAUUAAAGCCCGAUAAUGUCCAUCCAAAAUUACUUACCUGUGUGAGAAUAGGAUACCCAAUAAUACACCAGAAGGGGCAUUACAGACAUCAGUGAAUCCAUAAAAAGUAAAAGCUGCAACCCUCCUUUGGCAUUUACUAAAAAAGAGGGAAAAAUCUGUAAGCGAGAGGAUGAGAGAAAACGAAGAACUCCUGCCGGGGCUACCCUGGCACUUGGCCGUGCAGUGCCUUGCAAGGGUGCCACUCACAUCACUGUGGGGCGUAUCUCCAGCCUGGCAAGACCUCCUCUACACCUCCAACUAUUUCCAGCGCCUUCGUUCAAGCCUAGGAAUGCCAACAUUCGAUUGGCUCUAUGCGCUCCUCCGAACAGACGACGGCACACUCUGCUGGUUCGCAUACGAUCCUCUCGCCCUAAAAUGGCACCGCCUCCCGCUCAUGCCCAACGACAUAGCCUUCUAUCUCGGUAGCCCCGGGCACAUUGUAGGCCGCUUCCAUACAGUACAGUGCGUUAGCACGCCCGGGAGACUGAUACUACUGGCGGGCUCCAAAGCCGUCGGAGGGGCGCGCACGCACCCUGCCCUCGACCGUCCGCUUAUUUUCGAGGCCGAGGAGCGGCUGUGGAGGCUCGGGGCGCCGUUCCGCGUGCCACGGAAGUGGUGCGUGUGCGGCACGGCGAAGGAUAACAAGGUCUAUGUGGCCAGCGGCUGCGGCCUGGAAUGGGACAUGGCGGUUUCCAAGUCGGCGGAGAUUUAUGAUGUGGAGGCAGAUGCGUGGGGUCCUGCAGAGGCGCUGGGGUCGUCUAAGUUUAGCGGGGAGGCAAUCAGCGCUGUGGGCGUUGGGGGCAGUCUUCAUAUGGUGAGCGGGAAGGGCGUGAUGAUCAAGGACGGGGGGGUUUAUGAUCCCGUUCGCCGGGCCUGGUCUAAGAUGAGUCCUGCUAUUCUGGGCGGCUGGGACGGGCCCUGCGUUGGAAUGAAUGGUUGUUUCUAUUCUGUUAAUGAAUCGGGCGGAAGGCUGAAGGCGUACGUUCCGGAGGAGUCGUCGUGGGUGACCAUUGUGGAGAGCGAGCGGUUGAGCGGGGUGUCACAAUUGGCGGGUUCGCGAGGGAAGAUAUGCGGGAUAAUUGGAGGUGAAGAGGGGGAGAAAAGGAUUAUGGUUGUGGACGUUGUGUGUAAGCGGGUUAUGGAAGUGGAGACUCCCAUGGGCUGCCCCGUUGCAAUCCAGGUGCUUGCCAGAAUGGGUUAGGAUAUCCUAAUUUUCUCUUCACAUCAACAUCUUGACAGCUGAUUCUUGAUUCAGCAAAAAAUCUGUUAAAAAGUUACGAUUGCUUAUCAUUAUCUUGUAUAAAAAAGAACUGAAUUACAGAAGUCAGUUUAAUUAGACGAACUGUCGCAUAGAUUAC